AUGGCGCCCUCCGCGAAGGCGCAGUGGAGUUCUUCUGGAAGAGGAGACCUGGAAAUUAUGAAAAAGGUGGGAGCCAACGCAGUACGUCUUUAUGGGAACGAUCCUCGCGAGGACCAUAAGCCUUUCCUUGACGAAGCAGCAAAGCAAGGAUUGGAGGUUAUUCCUGGGAUGAGCGAUUAUCCCUACACUCAGAUGCCCAAGAACUGCAUGACCACGGACUUCAAUUGCUACUCCCAGAUUAAGGAGCAGUACAAGAGCAACCUGCAGAAUGGCUUUGUGGACAAAGACGGUUCCUAUCAUCCAGCUCUGAAGACAGUGAUUGUGAUCAAUGAGCCUGAUCUCAAGAUCCCUGGUAUCUCGCAGCCAUCAAAGUUUUGCAGGGCCAUCAUCAGCGCCAUCGAUGGGAUGAUUGAUGCAGAGAAGGAAGUGGGCGUGAAGUCUAACUUCGUGAACUUCACUGCCACCUUCUCCUUUGGCAUCUGCACGGCGUGCGAGGGAAGUCGGAAGCCUGCCCUGGGUCAGAUGAUUCACCUGCACCUCGCGAUGACCCAGCCGGAGGAGGUGGGCUACAAAGCGCAGAACGACCUUGCAGAGGUCUACAGGACCAGGUUCACCAAUAGCUUCAACACCAACAAUCCUGCCACCGACAUGAAGCCUUUGUUCCUCAACGACUAUGAGGAACACUUCAAGAGCACACCAGUCUUCAUUGGCGAGUACCAUUCAACGCACGUGAGCACCAAGAAGGACAUCGAGGAAGUGAUGGACGUUGUCAAGAACAGUUCUUUGGUCGGCAUCAGCUUCUUUGAGUUCCAAGUCCGCUACGACAAGGGUGGCUCGGAGAUGGAUUUUGGGAUGUUUGGGCUUGGCCAACAAAAGAUCACGACGAUGGACUUUUUUGGUGUAGAAUUCCCUGUGUGGUGUUUGAUGAAGAUGCAAGACAAGAAAUCACCAGGGGAAACAGUGGUGGAUGGAUUGGCAUCUGCAUUCCAAGGUGCUGGGAUCAGCGACGAGGAACUUUGUGUGAUUGAUCCAGAAAAGGUGCCGCUUUCGGAGGAUGGCUACCAAUCGAUCCGUUCUCUGAAGAAGAUCGAUAAAAUGGCCGCUUUUGUGUCGCGGGUCGUUCAGCACUUGGGAGGCGUUGUCUCGGAUCAGAAACAAUUGCAGGACUUCGCGCAAAAGUACAUGACGACAGAGGCCAAGGUGUAUGUGCGCAGGCUGUCGCAGCUUGACGCAAGCUUCACAUCCAUGGUGAGUGAACUUAGUCAGCACCCAUCAUGGGUUGACUGGGAUGCAAACGCCGCUUGCAUUGCAGAUCGAGCCUCCGACGAGGGCAGCAUCGGAGAGGCCGUGGGUUAUGUCUGUGGAGAGCUGACCAGCUUCAACUGCACGGACUUGCCCAGUUUCUGCAGUGAGGACCUCUGGAUGAAAGCCGAUUAUGUCUUAAGCUUGUUCUACUUGCGCCAGGUGACGAGCGGUCAGCCCCUGCGUGAUUGCAACUUCAAUGGGGCAGCCAUGUUCACUCCCUCGAAGGUCUACCGUGGCCACGACACUGUUUGCAUCGUCACCAAGGACCCAUCAACCACCGCCCUAUCGGAGGAGGGUUAUCAGACAACUCUAGAAGAACACGACGCUGAGAAGGUGGCCAUCUUUGUUCAACGAGAAGUGGAAGACCUUAAGAUGCAGGUCACAAACUCCUCAGCUCUGAAGUCAUUUGCUGAAAAGCCACCUGCGCACUUCAAAGAUCUCAAGGACCAGCUUUCUCAAAUGCCUUGGGUGUGUGGCGGCCCAUCAGGAAGAAAUUGUCCAAGUCCGAUCAAUCCAUCUGGCGGUGGUGCCUCUGCCUUGGAGAUAGACUCAAAGAAGUCUGGAUGGUCAGCUGCAGAGUGGAAAGACAAGGUUGACACCGUUGGCUCCGGGCAAGCUUUCUUGAGCGAGGAGGAUUCCCUGUGGCGCGAGAAUCGCCAGCUCCGAUGCGAGGUCCAAUCCUGGCAAGAGGAAGCAGCCGCACGGCAGAGGGAGACCACUGAGCUCCGCCUAGAGGUUGCGCAACUUCAAGCAGAGCUGCAUGCCGAGCGGAACACGAGGCAGAUGCUAGCCCAAGCAGAGGCACAGGGAGGUGCUACUUCCUCUUCCAGUGUUUUCAGGGCAGCCAAGGAGAAGAUGCCUUGCGGCCUGGAUAGCGACUGGAUAAGAGCCAAGCGCCUCUCCUCCGCUGCCUGGAUGGAUUCACAACGAGGUGUGGCCCAAUCAGCUGAUCUUGCAAUCAUGGCGACGCGACAUGCUGAAGAAGUGGUGGAGCUUCAAUUGCAGCACUCCAGGGCCUUGCAGGAGAUGCAAAGCCAGGCAGAUGUCUUUCUUGGCCGUGCCAAGUUGGCCGAGGAUGCCUGUACUUUGCUUCAGCGGAAGCAGGUGCGACUCGCCUCCAUGCUGGAUUCACUCUUCAAGGUGCGCCAGGUGGCUUGGCCAUUCUUCCUUUGGCGAAAGGCUGUCUUCAGGGCAACUUGUGCGCAACAAAGCUCUUCUUUGGUUGAAUGUGCAAAGUGGCAGGCACUGCAGCGUGUCCAGUCCUUCCUAAGCAUCAGUGAGCAGACCUUGCUCUGUUUUGCCUUUCAGCUGUGGCUGGCAGAGUGGCACUUUGAAAAAGGCCUCAAAGGGUCAUGCCAGGACUUCGAGGUGCAGCUUCAGGAGCUUUCUGCUCAGCUUCAACGUGCUGAGGGUGCGGUCACGCUGGGGGCAUCACUGACUGCUGUGAGGAGGAUCUUGAAGCCCUGCUUCCGAGCGUGGGAGCGGCUUCUGCAGCAGCAUCGGGUGGAGAAGAUCCUCCAAUGUGGCAGAGACCAGCAGGCUGCUUGGCGGCUGGAAUUCUUGGACAUGAUGUUUCUCCAGAGCGAAGAGGACAACUGUGCAAUGCUGAUGAUCUUGUGUUGGCAAGCCUGGAGCCAAGCUGCCCGUCUUGGAGCAAGGCAAAAAGCAUAUGAUGCUGCAAAGUUGGAACUGCGGAAGGUGCAAAGGCGCUUUCAGAAGUUCCAGAUCAUCGCGGUUGGCGCAUCAGCACAGGUUCAUCUCAUGUUUCUUCUGAGGGCCUCCUUUGUUGGAUGGCGCCAACUUCAAUGCCUUCAGCUCGCAACACUUUUGCGAGAGGAUUCGAGGAAUCUCCACUUCUCACUAGCACACCUGUGCCACAGCAGGGACUUCACUGUGAAUAGCAUUGCAAGAAGGGCCAAUGAAAAUGCCGUGUUCUUCUGCCUGGCCUUGGCAUGGACCAUCUGGAAGCGGAGCAGCUUAGAAGCUGCCAUGAUCCAGGACUUUGACGCCGUGCGAACCUUGCUGCUGCAGCUGCAGGACUGGCCCGUCAUCGAUGGCAGCGACUCUGUGGCUCAAGAUGGCGCUGUCGCGACGCGGCGCCCAUGGAUGGGCCGUCAGCGAUGGAUAGGACUCCUUUGCCAAGCAGUUUGGUGCCUCCUGAAACUCACCGAUGCCAAGGAGACCACUUUGGCUCCACUGGCAUGUGUGCUGCGAGUGGGGAACUCCAGCGAAGAGCUUCAUGCCUUCAAUGCCGCGGCCAGGACGUGGGGAGUGAAGUGCCGCUGGUUCUUGGGCUUGGCUUCGACACCUUCCGUCGGCGAUAGCGCGCGCAGGCUCGUGAAUGGAAGCAAAGCUCGAGUUCUACAUGCACAGCCGGGUCCAGUUGCCCUGGAGGUGCUUUUGCAUGCUUAUCGACAUCCUCGUGCUUUUCCCGGUGGCGCCCCUCAGCUCGCAUGUGGCUUUGCAGAUACGUUCUUGUUUCCCGUGCUGGAAAACUUGAUGCCCCACUUUGCGAAGGUCAGACGAGAGCUGUAUUUCUCGGCAAUUUGCGGAUCGCGCAUUCUGUGCCAAACUGUCACAACCAGUGCCGCCCUGGCAACUUUGCCGCUGUCCGCAGCUUUGGCAACCAUACAGGAACAAGCAAUGCGGCUUCCUUUGUGUGGCCAACGUGCAGAACAGGCCUGUGCCGGAGGUCUCGGCAGGCCACAGUAUCCAAGUGUACUUCAUGUAAGAGGGGCGAGUGGACAUUACAGCUGGUUUGCGCAUCUUUAUUUGGCUUGGCCAACUUCUCCAAAGCAGUGCAGGACUGAUUCUCCAAUUGCAGCCCGUGGCUAUGCUCCUCCCGGCAAGGGCAAGCCUUUCAGAGUUGCUGUACUCAUGGGAUCCUUGCUGAGAUCUCCAGCAUCUUCCAUUUUGCUCCUAGGGCGACUCUUCGUUGAGGAGGUGUACUAUCAAGUUUUUGUGUACACUGCACCCAUCGCCAAGACACAGGCUUGCGCCGAUGUCGUGGACGUUCUGACGGGCGACUAUAUUUCUGCCAAAUUGAAGAUCGCCUCCGCCAACGACACGCUGGCAGAGCAGCAGUUCCAUUCCAUUGUGGGUGCAGCGCAUAUGCGCCAGUGGUACAAAUAUCGAGCAGCCUACGCCAUGAUGGAGGAGCAAGAACGAGGUCAAGGUUGGAAGUAUGACCUUGCACCUCGUGCAAAGAAACGGUCUGUCCGGUAUGAACAAGGCAAAGCCUGUCUUGAUCGCCCCAACAUGGUUCAUUGACAGUAAACCACACCGGGCU
Messenger RNA from Durusdinium trenchii, 4594 nucleotides. The record is from the annotation of a GenBank genome assembly. NCBI's taxonomy places the organism in Eukaryota, Dinophyceae, Suessiales, Symbiodiniaceae.